CCUCGUUCUUUUUGCUAAGUAGCGAAACAACGUGCAUACAAGUGCCAACAAUUUUUUGAAAAUCAUGGAUGAGAGAAAAGAAACCUACGAUGGUCCCGCCGGCAUGGAGCCCGAAGGAGUUAUCCAAUCGAAUUGGAACGAGGUUGUCGACAACUUUGACGACAUGAACUUGAAGGAAGAGCUUCUCCGCGGUAUCUACGGUUAUGGUUUCGAAAAGCCAUCUGCCAUCCAGCAACGCGCCAUCAUUCCCUGCAUCAAAGGGCACGACGUAAUUGCUCAAGCUCAAUCAGGUACGGGCAAAACCGCAACUUUCUCGAUUGCGAUUCUCCAGCAAAUCGAUACGUCGUUGCGCGAUUGUCAGGCAUUGAUUUUGGCGCCGACCCGUGAGCUGGCGACGCAAAUCCAAAAGGUCGUCAUCUCGUUGGGCGACUACUUGAAUGCCCAAUGUCAUGCCUGCAUUGGAGGCACGAAUGUACGUGAAGAUAUGCGUGUUUUGGAAGCCGGAAGUCACGUCGUUGUCGGAACUCCGGGUCGUGUGCAAGACAUGAUCAAUCGCAAGGUUUUGCGCACCAACAACAUCAAGUUGUUCGUUCUCGACGAAGCCGACGAAAUGUUGUCCCGCGGAUUCAAGGAUCAAAUCCAGGAUGUCUUCAAGAUGCUUCCCACGGAUGUGCAAGUCAUCUUGUUGUCUGCUACGAUGCCCAACGAAGUGCUCGAAGUCAGCAAAUACUUUAUGCGCAAUCCCGUGCAGAUUCUCGUCAAGAAGGAGGAACUCACGUUGGAAGGUAUCAAGCAAUUCUUCGUCAAUGUCAAGCAGGAACAAUGGAAACUCGGUACGUUGUGCGAUUUGUACGACACGCUUUCCAUUACGCAAUCCGUCAUCUUCUGCAACACGCGACGCAAGGUCGAUCAGCUUACCAAGGAAAUGGCGGAACGUCAUUUCACCGUUUCCGCGAUGCACGGAGACAUGGAUCAACGCGAACGUGAUCUCAUCAUGAGACAAUUCCGCACGGGCUCUUCUCGUGUCUUGAUUACCACGGAUUUGCUUGCUCGUGGUAUCGAUGUUCAACAAGUAUCUUUAGUUAUCAAUUAUGAUAUACCAUCUGUUAGGGAGAACUACAUUCAUAGAAUUGGUCGUGGCGGACGUUUUGGUCGUAAAGGAGUUGCAAUUAAUUUUAUUACUGAUGCUGACAAGCGUACAUUGCAAGACAUUGAAAAACAUUACAACACAACCAUUGAAGAAAUGCCCAUCAAUGUUGCUGAUUUGAUCUAAGAGACAAAAUAAAAAAAAAACAAAACACGUUCAUAUUACAAAACAAAACAAAAAAGUGAGAAAAAAUUUGAUAAAAAGGGAAAAUAAUAAUAAUAAAAAUCGCAAAAAAAGAGAAAAAAAAACAUUUCCAGUUAUUAAAAAAAAACUUACCACGAGCGGAUCAACUUUGGCAUCCCAACUAAACUAAACUCGGGGAGCAGCCAUCGCAGAAAUAAUAAAAAUACACAUAAAAAACGUAAAAAAACACAGAAAAUCUUUGAUUUAAAGAGGCAGGUAA
This is a messenger RNA of Culicoides brevitarsis, 1550 nucleotides long. RefSeq names its product eukaryotic initiation factor 4A (gene eIF4A). The transcript has 4 exons. Gene Ontology annotation, molecular function: ATP binding; RNA binding; RNA helicase activity. Bases 65 to 1273 code for a protein of 402 amino acids. Lineage: Eukaryota; Metazoa; Arthropoda; Insecta; Diptera; Ceratopogonidae. The record is from RefSeq and is a predicted model, not a curated record.